This is a messenger RNA of Glarea lozoyensis ATCC 20868, 1773 nucleotides long. RefSeq lists its product as uncharacterized. Lineage: Eukaryota; Fungi; Ascomycota; Leotiomycetes; Helotiales; Helotiaceae. The coding region runs from base 1 to 1773 and encodes 590 amino acids. The transcript has a single exon. Gene Ontology annotation, molecular function: DNA-binding transcription factor activity. Gene Ontology annotation, biological process: regulation of DNA-templated transcription. The record is from RefSeq and is a predicted model, not a curated record.
AUGUCGCAGAACCCAUCUGCGUCUCGUCCUGCAUCAAGGUCGCCAACCGAUGGUCAUAGGACUGCGUUGCCAUCUAUUCAAGUUCGAGAUGACCUUAGACAAGCCGGCAGACCGGUAGAGAGACAGCGACCAGUAUCCGCGGGGAGAGGAUUUCAAGGACAACCGUCACCUCAGAGAGUGAGAGAUCCUCAACCUGCGCGACCCGUAGAGAACUGGCGAGGGCCUGGAGCUUCAAGAGAUCUUGGAGUUCACUCGAUUCUUAAUCCUUCAGAACCAGAACCCAGGAGCGCAACCAGUCAACGUCCGGGAGGUUCAAUCGCUGGCUCGCCAUUAUCUGUAGUAGGCCCUCUUUUUGGUGCUAGUCCUUCCAGGACAAUCUCAAACACAUUUCCAAGCUUACAGCCGGCUUCAACCACUCCACCGACAGCAGAGGGUUAUCCUGCGCCCUAUCCGCAACCGCGACGGAUUCUCACUCCAAGAUCUCCAUCGCGAUCCCUGAGUUCUAGUCGCGGUCGAGGUAGAGGUACCAUCGAUGCUCAGCGAUCCCCAUUUUUACCGUCCAGAGGACGGGCCUAUACCACUGAAACAGAGCAGUUGUCAGGAUCACCGCCAAUUCCAGCCACUACGCAAUCCCAACAACACUACGGAUUCCCGUCAUCUGCGAACCUUCCUGAAGAUCGAAGGACGAGCAUGCCUUCUAUGAAUGACCCAAGACUAGCUCCAUUGUCUCAAAGCGCAAGUCCUAGUGUUUCGGCGUCGUCUUUGAAUCCGUCGUCAGCUCAAACUUCGCCAGCAUCUUUCCUAUACAGCAAAUCAGGACCGGGGCAAGCGCCUGCGCAGUCAUCCUCUUAUUUUCCUGGAUCCAGUUUUGCGACAUCGGUGAACCAAACUCCUGGUAGUGGUGGAAUAGAAGGAAUGCAAUACCAGGGGACCCCAGAAGGUCCGUACAGCGCUCCCGCUUCCCAGACUCCCGGUGGCAGUAGUUCUCUCAAUUCCAACAAUGCUGGCAGCUCAAGGCAGACGUCAGCAAGCGAUCCAAUACAGGUCUUGACGAUUACUACAUCGUCAGGACAGUAUCAGGUACCUGUGGAUGUACACCAAGCGUCAAAGUUAGCUGACGAGAAGCGUGCGCGCAACGCAGGAGCCUCAGCGCGAUUCCGUCAACGUAGAAAAGAAAAAGAAAAAGAUGCUUCGAUCAGUAUCGAAAAGCUACAAACAAACACCAGAGAGCUAGAAAGAAGGCUUAGAGAGACCGAGCAAGAAAGGGACUUUUACCGCAGCGAAAGAGAUAGGUUUCGGGAUGUAGUAUUUCGCACGCCCGACAUGCGCCAUCUUGCUAUGCAGACUCCACCCAGUCCGCGUACUUUACGGGGCGGCACUUCAUUUGCACCUCCAGGACAGCAGCUAGCAGGACCAACUCCUCCGACUCAAGGCUUCAACCCCCAUCCGCAACCGUCAAUGAACGAUACAGCGCCACGAAGAAGGAGAAUCAACACGCAGGGCGAUUAUGCGACUUCACCUUACUCUAACUCGCCACCUUCGACGCUACCACCAGUGCAAAAUCCCGGCUAUGCAACUGGUCCGCCGCAAGGUUCACAGAAUCUUCCUCCGCUACGUCUGGAGCCACCACAAGCGACGACGCAAAGCAUUGUCUCGACAGGACCACCUAGCGCUACUUUGGGGCCUCAGCAGCAUUACCCGCCGUAUGCUGGAAGACAAGGACCAUAUGAUCCUGCCAGGCAUCCACCACCUGGAGACAGCAAACAUCGCUAA